AUGGUCUGUGUCUUUGCAUUUAUGCUCAUUUCGUCAAGUGUGAACACGCAUCUAAAUCGUAUGGUUGUCGUGUCCAAUGAUCCGUUAAUUGAGGACUAUUAUGUUUACGAUGCUGUAAAUACUGACUUCUAUGUUCCUCACUUCUCCGAGGAUCUCACAAUUGCUGAAAUCAAAACUGACAGCCCCGGUACAUACUCUACGAUGUAUUGCUCAGUCAACAUGGGGGUCCAAACGAUAAGGGAAAAAAUUACUCGUUCGAGAUUAAAUAUUACUGGAGCUCACAUGAAUAUCCACGCCGCAGAAAGACGGCAGAAUCACGAUUGUUUAGCCGAGAUUGGAAUUAAGAAGCGGAAAUCAGAAUCCCUAGAUCAAAAUAAACGAGUGAAAUUAAUAGAUAUGGUCUCUUUAUCAGAUCUCGACGAAAGAAUGUGUCCGCCGGUUACGGUGGCUACCCUUUCUUUAAUGUACCAAAUCGCAGUAUAUGGAGAGUACAGUUCUUUUGCCCCAAGGAAACAUAUUCAAAAAGUUUAUGUCAGAGCUGAUAAAGCGCUUGAGCUGGCGAAAUUAGUACACGAUCGUCAAAUUUUCCUAGGCAAGCAUUGGACACAAAAUAAAGUGGCUCUAAUCUGGUAUCUCGGAAACCUUCACUUAAUAAAGCAAAGGGAGCUCGGGUGGUAUUUUUUAACCAGUUUAGACCAUCAACCAUUUAACGGAGCCUUGAUUUAUUUCUACAUGCUUGGAAUUGAACCUGAAAUAUGGAAUGAAAGUCAUCAACUGUUCAUCGAAAUAAAACGACGGUUAAAAUCUCACCAACACAGAAACUAUUUCCAUGAGGUACUUAACCAGAAAAGUUUACCCGAAGCAUCCAGACAAGCACCGAGUAAUAUGUUGAAGAUUACUGCAGCGAGGCUCAAACCGACUCCCGCAUACGGCACCUUCGGUUUUUUAUCGUCAUAA
Molecule: messenger RNA, 957 nt
Organism: Blumeria graminis f. sp. triticale
Lineage: Eukaryota; Fungi; Ascomycota; Leotiomycetes; Helotiales; Erysiphaceae
Source: the annotation of a GenBank genome assembly